Molecule: messenger RNA, 783 nt
Organism: Aspergillus aculeatus ATCC 16872
Lineage: Eukaryota; Fungi; Ascomycota; Eurotiomycetes; Eurotiales; Aspergillaceae
Product: NYN domain-containing protein
Exons: 1
Coding region: 1-783 (260 amino acids)
Molecular function (GO): RNA nuclease activity
Source: RefSeq, a predicted model, not a curated record
AUGCCUAGUGAUAAUAUUGCUAAACUCGCUGUCCUUAUUGAUGCGGACAAUGCCGGAGUCUUCAGCAGCGAUUUUCUUCUCGCAGAAAUUUUGAAAUACGGCACAGCGCAUGUGAAACGGGCGUAUGGAGACUGGAGCAGUUCCAAUCUGAAGGGUUGGAAGGACAGGCUCCUGAGACAUUCAAUUCAACCAAUACAGCAGUUUGCCUAUACUCACGGUAAGAAUGCAACCGACUCGGCCAUGAUCAUAGACGCGAUGGAUCUUCUAUACUCUGGUCGCUAUGAUGGGUUUUGCCUUGUCUCUAGUGACAGUGACUUCACCCGGCUAGCCGCUCGUAUCCGCGAAUCAGGCCUCGUGGUCUAUGGAUUCGGCGAGCAAAAAACGCCCAAGCCCUUUGUUACCGCUUGUGAUAAAUUCAUCUACACCGAGAAUCUGGUGCAUCUUGAUGAGCUUGCCCCGCACGCUGCUAGCAAUGCUGAGUCCGGUAGCUCUUCGCGGGCUCAGCAAGCGACAAACGACCAACACCUAGCAACUCAGUUACGAACGACCGUUGAAGCAGCAUCUGAUGACGAUGGAUGGGCCAGACUCUCGGAUGUCGGUAAUCUUCUUACCAAAAAGUAUCCCGACUUUGACUCUCGCAGCCAUGGAUUUCAUAAGCUCAGUGAUUUGAUUGCAGCCUCUUCCUUGUUUGAAACCACCCGCCGGUCCAAUCCGAAAAAGACAUCUACGGUCAUAUACGUGCGCGAUAAACGUCGCAAGUCCAAAAACUGUAGUAGAAAAUAA